Messenger RNA from Suillus bovinus, 2739 nucleotides. Its product is annotated as phosphatidylserine decarboxylase-domain-containing protein. Lineage: Eukaryota; Fungi; Basidiomycota; Agaricomycetes; Boletales; Suillaceae. The transcript is spliced from 14 exons. Gene Ontology annotation, biological process: phospholipid biosynthetic process. Gene Ontology annotation, molecular function: calcium ion binding; phosphatidylserine decarboxylase activity. The record is from RefSeq and is a predicted model, not a curated record. Bases 1 to 2739 code for a protein of 912 amino acids.
AUGGCACCGGCCGUGCCCAAGAAAGCCCAAAAACUUGGGCGCGCCCUCAAAUCCGCAGCCCGCUUCCCGGGCCGUGGUAGCGGCCGAAACCACUUCUCUCCAUCCCCAGGCGAACAACCAGUCGUCUUCCUUCGCGUUCAAGUAAUUGGUUGUCGUAACCUCGCCAGGGCUCGAAAUGGCGCACAAGCAAAAGAGGGCGACCUCAAUCCUUUAGUCGUCGUUUCCCUACUCAAUAAUCGACACCACACUCCUGUCCUCAAACGCACUCCUAACCCGUCCUAUGCUGCUAAAGACGCCACCUUCGACUUUCCUAUCUAUCUAUCUCUUGCUGAUAGGCUAGGGUCCGUCGAACUAGUCGUCUGGGACAGGGACACCUUGAAAUUGAAGAAAGAAUACGUCGGAGAAGUCGCGCUUACUCUCGAGUCCUGGUUUCGGGACGGUGAUGAAAAUCUGCUUGUCGAUAGCCUAGGUUUCUCAGCUGAAACUAAUCAGCCACGCCCUGUAAGCCUCGUAUCGACACGUGCAAACACACAUGCAUCUGGAAUGGCAGUAGUCAAACUUGGUUUCGUUGCACCUCCUGGUGUACAAUCCCCAAUGGCUUUUGAACGUGUCUUUGCUGAGCUCGUAAAACGAUCCCGCCCGAGUCUCGUUUCUGCCCCUCCAAGGUUCCGAACAUCUUGGGCAAGCAAAAAAGUAGACUACAACUUCUCCACUUCAAACUCAAACGACAUAGUCGGGAUCGUGAUGCUCGAGAUACAAGGCGCGACUGAUUUGCCUAGGUUGAAGAACAUGACCCGCACCGGCUUUGACAUGGAUCCCUUCGUAGUGAUCUCUUUCUCCAAAAAGAUUUUUCGUACGCGUAUCAUCCGGCAUUCCCUCAACCCCACCUGGGACGAGAAACUCCUCUUCCACGUACGUCGAUACGAGACGUCAUUCAAGGUCCAAAUGACGGUCCUUGACUGGGAUAAGUUAUCGAGUAACGAUCACGUAGGCGAUGUCUGGUUAGACGUCGGCGAACUGGUCAGAGAUGCGCCGCAGCCUGAUCCGCGGACAGGGUUGUAUGCAGAAGGAACCGGAGAAGGAAGGGAGAUGAAGCAGUUUUGUAUGCCCUUGACGACGGCGAAAGAGAUGGCUUGGGAGGCGAAGCAUAAUCCUACUAUUUCCUUCCGUGCAAAAUUCCAACCCUAUGCCGAGCUUCGUCAGCGAUUUUGGGCACAGUAUCUGAAGCAGUACGACACAGAUGAUACUGGUGCCAUAUCGCGCGUGGAACUCACCUCUAUGCUUGAUUCUCUUGGCUCGACACUCUCUGCGCAGACUAUCGACUCCUUCUUCACUCCAGAAGACGAACUAACCUUGGAAGAAUCGAUCCAAUGUCUAGAAACAGAGCUCGUGCGGCCCGCAUGCGAAAAGAAGAGGAUCGACACUGUAGAUGCCUUCAUGGACAGAGAUAUCACGUCGACGUCUGGUGGCUCUAGAUCCAAUAACUCGAGGCAGGACUCUGCUUCGUCGUCUGAUCCCGACGAUGUAACUUCAACCCAGGUGUCCUCCUCAGACACCUUUGAGCGGGUUAUCAAUAUCAAGAAUUGCCCGUUGUGCCAUCGACCACGAUUGAACUCAAAAGCGGAGAUGGACAUCAUCACACAUCUGGCUAUAUGUGCUAGUCAGGACUGGGCGAAGGUGGAUAAGAUUGUUGUGGGGAACUUCGUGACUGCGAGUCAGGCACAGAGGAAGUGGUAUACGAAGGUUAUUUCGAAGGUGUCGAAUGGGAACUAUAGGAUUGGAGCUAACUCGGCGAACAUCAUUGUGCAGAAUCGGAUGACGGGGCAGCUGCAGGAAGAGAAGAUGCAGGUGUAUGUUCGGCUCGGAAUUCGGUUAUUGUAUAAAGGUGCCAGAGGGAGGAUGGAGGGUGCACGAGCUCGUCGACUUCUCAAGUCGUUAUCCAUCAAACAAGGCGCUAAAUACGACUCGCCAGAAUCUGCUCGCGAUAUUCCAGGUUUCAUCGAGUUCCAUGGGCUUCAAGUCAAUGAGAUCUUGGAGCCGAUAAGCUCUUUCAAAACCUUUAAUGAUUUCUUCUACCGUAAACUCAAGCCCUCCGCCAGACCCACCGAAAGCCCCGACGAUCCCCGCCGUCUCGUUAGUGCCGCCGACUGUCGUCUCAUGGUAUUUGAAACUGUCUCGGAAGCUACAAAGCUUUGGAUCAAAGGCCGCGAGUUCAGCAUUGCGAGAUUACUGGGCGAUGCGUACCGUGAUGAGGCGGAGAGAUAUGUGGGUGGGCCUCUGGCGAUUUUCAGACUCGCACCUCAGGAUUAUCAUCGGUUCCAUGUUCCUGUGGAUGGCAGGAUUGGGGAGAUCAGGGAUGUGAAGGGGGAGUAUUAUACUGUGAACCCCCAAGCAAUUCGGAGCGCACUAGAUGUCUAUGGAGAAAACGUGAGAAAGAUCAUACCUAUCGAUAGUCCACAAGUUGGGCGGGUCAUGGUGGUUUGCGUUGGUGCGAUGAUGGUGGGGAGUAUCAAGGUGACUGUUGAAGAGGGGCAGGAUGUCAAGCGCGGUCAAGAACUUGGAUAUUUUGCUUUCGGGGGCUCGACGAUCGUCGUCUUAUUCGAGCGGGGAACUGUGGAAUGGGAUGAGGAUCUAGUGAUCAAUGGGAGAGCGUGUUUGGAGACGUUGGUCCGAGUGGGGAUGGGGAUUGGAACUUGUAAGCGGCACAGUCCAAGUCACAGUCACAGCGGUAGGGUAUGA